CUGCAAAUAAUGAUUAGUUGGAUAAAACCCGUGAAGCAUUUUAAAAGAUAUAUUGACUUUGAUGGUCAAUUUCAACCUCCUGAUCGUCUCCCAGAGCUGAAAGUAAAGGGUCGUCAUGUUACCAUGGCAACAUAGAGUAACGGUUGCUCAGAGCCGUUGAGAGAUUGUCGGCCGUUGAAAAACAGAUAACGAUAAGUAGACAGCAUUAGCUAGCUAGAUAAGUAGUUUCACCGCUGUGGGGAAACCACAAAAAUGGGUACCCCUCCGACAGAAAUGAAGAACACCAGUCUGGUGCUUAACUCAUCAUCUCGAAUAAUGAAGAGUUCAAUAACAGGAAUGCAUCGAGUCAACCCAAGUUCACAAAGGUUCACAGGUUCACAAAGCCGAAGAUGUUCCAUCCUGGCUGGAGACAGCAUAUUUAUGGAUAAGAGCACCAGUAAAAUAGUUCGGGUGCUGAAUGAUGAUGGCAACGAUGUCACUCCUCUGACUCUGUACCAGGCCGAGUCAGGUGACAUACAGCCCAAACCAGGCAGAUACUUUCUGGAUGAAAUCUUUUCCAGCGCGGGAUCAGACCAGUUGACAUCCCUGUCAAGCUUCACUGGGACGUCUUUUGGCUCUUUUCUUGGGAGCAGCCACUCUACCAAAGCCUCACUGACCAAGAACACUGAGGAUAGCGGUCUCAAAUUGGACAUGAAAAACAUCCCACCAGCUCCAUGCGUAGUACAGAAGAAAAAAGACAGUAUGAAACAACAUGUAACAGAGGAAAUGUUGGAUGAGGAAGUCCACAUCUGCCUCUCUGAGACAGACACCAUUUCACUGCUGGAUAUACCUAAUACCUUGGUGUCAGAGGAUGUGGAUAAUGCAGAAGCUAUUAAACAGAGAAACAUUGACUAUGCUGAGCUUUGCAAGAACAGAAUGGGCAAUGAUAAGUAUGUAGCGCGAUCAAUGUGGACAUUCAACGGAGCACUUAAAAACAAAGAGAUCCAGAGCGAUAAGAUUGUCAAGGUGGAUGUAGGCGCAAUGGCUACUGUCUGGGAUAUCUAUGACUCUUUUUGUGAACAAAAUAAUACCCCUGAAAAUGAGAAGAUUCCCUAUCCAGAGGGAACUGUUAAGACCAGCAGAGGUCUAGAGAGCAGCGGCAGCACAUUCGGCACAGGCAGUACCAUUAGCUCACUGUUCGAAAUACAGAUGUGUGGAACCAGUUUAAAUGCUGAGCCAGACCCACAGCAGAUCAUGCUGUCUGAGUCAUUCCAGCACAGCUUAUUAGUGAUGGAGCGGAGCAUCGUGGCAGAAGUCUUUCAACCCAAACUGGCUGCUUACAGACAGCUGCCCAUUCUUGCAGACCCUGACUGCACGGUGAAGCCUGCGACCAAGGAGCAGGGCGAGGAGGAUGAGGAGAGUUCUCCGAUUCCAACUCUGGAACCUCUCUGGGCUUUCAGCUGUGAGCUCACCAGAGGACGCACCAUUACCAGCAUGGCCUGGAACAAGGAGAACCUGGACCUCCUGGCUGUGGGCUAUGGUGACUUUGACUCCGCUUAUCAGAAAAGAGGCCUAAUCUGUUGCUGGUCCCUCAAAAACCUUACGUGGCCGGAGCGUGUUUUCCGCUGUCACAGUAGUGUAACAUCCCUGGAUUUCUCAGCCAACAACCCCAACCGGCUGGCUGUGGGGAUGUAUGACGGUACUGUAGCCAUCUACAGUGUCCAAAUUAGAGAAAACAAGGCAUGUGUCGCCACCAGCAGCAAGUGUUCCAAAAAGCACUUGCAUCCAGUGUGGCAGGUCAACUGGACUAGACAAGAGAUGAGAUUAUCAGGGGAGGACAGAGUAGAAUCUCUUGUCUCUGUGUCAGCAGAUGGCAGGAUUACCAAGUGGUUCCUUCACAGCAAUGGUCUUGACUGCAUAGACCUGAUGAAGCUGAAGAGGAUUCAAGACGGCAAGAAGAAAGCUGCAGGCAGCAAGAAGAAGACGGACAACGUGUUGUCAGGAACGACUCCUGGUCUGUGUGUUGACUUCCAUCCAACAGAUUCUAGCAUCUAUUUGGCGGGCACAUGGGAAGGCCUCAUCCACAAGUGCUCCUUUUCCAACAGUCAGUAUUUUCUGGACACUUAUCAAACGCACUUUUGUCCUGUGAACCACGUUGAAUGGUCUCCAUUCAGUCCCGAUGUGUUCCUGAGCUGUUCCUCUGACUGGACCAUCCAGCUGUGGAAGCAGGACCACUUGACCCCUGUACUGGGCUUCGGCUCCACCGAGAGGGCCGUGUACACCGUCAGAUGGUCCCCAAACUGGCCCACAGUAUUUGCAGCCAUUAAUGGAAAACAGGUGGAGAUCUGGGACAUGAACUCAAGCAUCUCGGACCCAAUCAUUGUGCGCCCUGCUGCAUCUGGUGUGAAGAUGACGUCCCUGCUGUUUGCCAGAGGGACAGACAGCAUCUUGGUUGGGGACAAUGACGGGCAAGUGACUUUCUACGAGCUCAAGAACCUCAGUGUGGGAGAGGAGGGCAAACAGGUGGAUUGUUUGGAAGACAUCGUUCUCUCUGCAAUAUCCAGGUAGCUUCAGAGUUCAAAAACUACAAUGUAAAACUUUAUUUGUAUUCACCACUUUACAUACAGUAUACAAAACAGUAUACUUG
Thunnus maccoyii (southern bluefin tuna) is the source of this 2626-nucleotide messenger RNA. Its product is annotated as dynein axonemal intermediate chain 4-like. Gene Ontology annotation, molecular function: dynein heavy chain binding; dynein light chain binding. Gene Ontology annotation, biological process: cilium movement. Gene Ontology annotation, cellular component: axonemal dynein complex. Bases 253 to 2547 code for a protein of 764 amino acids. The transcript has 17 exons. Lineage: Eukaryota; Metazoa; Chordata; Actinopteri; Scombriformes; Scombridae. The record is from RefSeq and is a predicted model, not a curated record.